Symbiodinium pilosum is the source of this 913-nucleotide messenger RNA. Lineage: Eukaryota; Dinophyceae; Suessiales; Symbiodiniaceae. The record is from the annotation of a GenBank genome assembly.
AUGACAUUUUUUCUUCCUGAGGUGCAUGGGGCUAAGGUUAACUCUAUUCCCAGUGUGGCUGGACUGGCACUUGCGUCAGUGACCGCCAGGAGUUCGACACGGAGGAGAGCUGCGAGCUCCAAGGGCCCUCCUGCUUGGGCUCGAGAAGAUCUUAGAUACGUUUAUCCUUUUUCCAACGGCGUGGAGGCUUUCUCGUAUGAGCCGGCGACCAAAAGGCAUACCAUCGACUACGCAAGAACCUGCUGGUAUGUGCUCAUGCAUGUCAUUGCCUUCACCUGCGGGCCUGCCACAUUUUCAGUUCCGGCCCUCCUUCUUUGCGUUGGCCUUUUCGUUUCGUUGCAGACUCUGGGCAUCUCUCUGUCCUACCAUAGGCAUUUGACGCAUCGGUCCUUUCAGUGUCACAAAUAUUUCGAGUACUUUAUUGCGUAUUGUGGUGCCCUGAACAUGCAGGGCAACCCAAUAUGGUGGACCAUGAACCAUACGUGGCACCACAGAUUCUCCGACACACCUUGGGAUCCGCACACUCCACGGGAGGGACUCUGGACCGCCCACGCAGGGUGGUUCUUUGAGAAGGAGCGAAUACUGACCAAGAUGCCGGAAGCUAUUGUCGUAUCACACAACUACACCGAACCGGGAGAAGAGAAUGAAGUAUACCUUCCCUGGUUCUACAGGGAGUCUCCGGAGUUCUAUGACUUUCUUCGGGAGACCUACUACUUGCACCAUAUCGCGUUGGUAAUAUUGCUGUAUAUGUUGGGUGGCUGGAGCUUCGUUGUCUGGGGCUUCGUCGUCCGAUUCGUUGUGAGUCUGCAUGGAGUCUCCGCCGUGAACUCCUUCGCACAUGUCUGGGGUGAGGCGCCCUUCAAGACGGGCGACGAUUCGAAGAAUAAUGUUUGGGUUGCCAUGGUGUCUUCAG